AUGGUCAGAGCUGGGUGGGAGAUCAAGGCUGAAAAAUGCCAAACGAUUAUGCAAAACUCUUUGAAUCCUGCAUGGUUGUUGCCCCCAGAGGAGUUACCCCCAGCGGAUCAACUCGACGUCUCCUCUUUUGCAGACACAUGCAAACUCCUUACUCCACGGGAGCUCGAAAUCACCAAGUGCGAUGCCACUGGCCUCGUCCGUCAAAUGGCAGCGGGAUCUCUCACUGCGGUGGAGACUGUCACCGCAUUUCUGAAGCGCGCCCAUGUCGGUCAACAGUUACUGAACUUCGCCACGGAAUUCAUGGUAGAAGAAGCCCUGGCUCGCGCCGCAGAGCUGGACGCCCAUUUCCAAACUACCGGCCAACUCGUUGGACCUCUGCACGGCGUUCCUAUUUCCGUGAAGGAGCAUGUCGGCUUGAAAGGCCGAAUUUGCCAUUCCUGCUACGUUGCCUGGAUUGACAAUAUUCCUGAAGAAGAUGCACUGCUGGUCAGGUUGCUAAAAGCAGCCGGUGCCGUGAUCCAUGUCAGAACCAAUCAACCACAAAGCCUGAUGCAUAUUGACUGCAGCAAUGUCAUUUACGGCACGACCGUCAAUCCAUACAACCGAAAACUGACCUCAGGAGGUUCCAGUGGCGGUGAAGGCGCGUCGCUCGGAUUUCGUUGCGCUGCCAUUGGUAUUGGUACUGAUAUUGGAGGCUCUGUCAGGGUACCAGCAGCAUUCUGCGGUGCGUAUGGUCUUCGCACAACUGCCCUCAGAAAUCCUUACAAAGGUGUCUAUCUGGCCGGCGACGGGCAAGAGAGUAUUCGUUGUGUGAUCUCCCCGCUUGCCAAUAGCACCGCAGACCUGAAUUUGGUGGAAAAGGCCAUCCUGGACCAAGAACCCUGGGAAGAAGAGACAUCCCUGGUGCCUUUGCCGUGGAAGAGUAUUUCUCCCAUCAAACCCGAGCAAGUGACGGUCGGUAUCAUCUGGGAUGACGGGGUUGUCCACCCACACCCACCCGUCACUCGCGCUCUCAAACACGCCGUCUCCAAGUUACAGGCGGCAGGUGUCAAAGUGAUUGAUUUCGAGCCCUAUGAGCACCAGAGGGGAUGGGACAUCCUUUCUGCACUGUACUUCCCCGAUGCGGCCGGUUUCCAGAAGGACCUCCUAGCAAAGGGAGGAGAGCCCGUUGCCCCACUGACGGAAUGGGCAUUCAGCGUGGCGAGACCAGAACCCAUCACCGUGGUCGAGAACUGGGAUUUGAACGUUCAGCGUGAAGCUUAUCGUGCAGACUACCAUCGCGUUAUGAAAGAGCGAGGCGUCGAUUUUAUCCUCUGCCCCGCUUAUGUUGGCGUGGCUGCAGAGCUGGCUGCAGGCCAGUACUGGCUUUAUACUGCCAUUUGGAACAUCCUCGAUCAACCUGCCGUCACUUUCCCGUCGGGCUUGAAACUCGAUCCCGAAUUAGAUAAGAUUGAGACAAAUUACAAGCCACGGUCCGAGCAGGAUGAGCGGGAAUACAAGAAAUAUGCACCUGAGAAAUAUUUGAAUGCCCCAAUUGCUCUGCAAGUGACGCAAGUCUUCAUGCUCAAGACGAAACUUCGCACCAAAACGGGUUGUUGGACUUGUAAGAAGCGGCGGUUGAAAUGCAAUGAGGAAAGACCAUGUUGCCACAACUGCUACAGCAGCCACCGCCAGUGUGAAUGGCCCUCUGAAAGUGAUCUUUACGACCGACGGCAUCGCCCGCGGCCUGACCAGGCCAUUUCAUCGACCUCUCACAGGCAAGCCAACCACUGUCGCAAGAAUGAUCACUCUGAAUCUGAAUCCGAGGAGAUAACAUCGCCAUCACCGUCCCGUCAACACAUGUCUAUUCGCUCGAACCCAACCGUUCAGACUACCAUACGAUCAGAUCUCGAAUUCGCACUCCUUCGAUACUAUCACGACAGUUUUCUUUCCGUCAUCCUUCUCCCGAAUUCUUUAUCAGGCUACAACGCCGAGUACCAAUGCCAUGUGACCAAGCUGAUGCUGCACUGUGACAGCGUCAAGAACGCCGUUCUGGCUUGCUGUGCCUCCAAUAAGUACAUGUUGACUCGUGAUGAUCGGUUUCAGAAAACUUCUUUCACGUACUACCUUCAAGCGCUGGAAGAGGUUAGCCAUGCUCUCAUCGGACUGGACUCGACCCGCGAUAGCCCUGGAGAUGCCCUAUUGACGACGGUCAUAUACAUGUACAUCUAUGCGCUCUGGGGUCCUGACACAGCCAAUCAUGCUUCGAAGCACGUUGCUGGGGCCAUGCAGUUGUUGAAGCUACGAUACGCCAAUUCUUCCUCGCCACUAUGUAUGGAUCGGCCCUUUGACCGCAUCACGGCAGAAAGUGUGCUCUAUCAGGCCUUCCUCCUGUCUUUCCGACACCCAUUCGCCAUUAAUUUUCAGAUCGAUCACCAUUUCUUGGCUCAAACGGAGAACAUCCUCGAGUCGUUACCGUCGUUGGAUGAUUCGGCCGCCGCGAGCAGCCCGGUCUUGGGCGCGCCUUUACCACUCUAUCGACUAAUUCUGAGAGUGAUACAGUUGUACAACUCGCCACAUCGGACCGAUCCGGAGAUCGUACUAGAAUUGAAGAAGGAACUGAUCUUCUGGGAAGCGACGGUAUUCGAAUUGGAUGAAAGCGAACCAUCAAGUCAUGAUACUUCACCAUUGCCCUCCUUAAUAGCACCAGUCAUGAAGCUCUACAUUCUCGCCGUGUCUCUCCUCCUAGACUGGAUCAUCGCCGAGAUACCAGAAUCAAAACAGAGUAUCAACGACCUUCUUUCUCUCUUCGGCCGCGGUAUUGUACCCACAUCCACAUCGCCACAACCGUGGCAACUCCUUCAUGCCCUCUUUAUUCUUCGGCUUCCUAGCACGCACGAAAACUGGACGCGUUGCUACUUGGGAUCCUGGCCGUUGCUGAUUUUCGGGUACGCUGUGGAUACCGACGAGGAUAUCAGGGUCAUCAAAGAAAUCUUGCGCUGCAUGCGCCAUCGCAUGGGCUAUGGGGAGAUUGAGAGAAUAUUGCGCGAAUUAGAAUGCGUCUGGUGUGAAAGGCGAGGAAAGAAUCACCUCGGCGUGGAGGAAUUGCAGCCGUCACACUGGUUGGCAUGA
Rhinocladiella mackenziei CBS 650.93 is the source of this 3111-nucleotide messenger RNA. RefSeq lists its product as uncharacterized. Gene Ontology annotation, molecular function: zinc ion binding; DNA-binding transcription factor activity, RNA polymerase II-specific. Gene Ontology annotation, biological process: regulation of DNA-templated transcription. The transcript has 8 exons. Bases 1 to 3111 code for a protein of 1036 amino acids. The record is from RefSeq and is a predicted model, not a curated record. Lineage: Eukaryota; Fungi; Ascomycota; Eurotiomycetes; Chaetothyriales; Herpotrichiellaceae.